Molecule: messenger RNA, 829 nt
Organism: Leptosomus discolor (cuckoo roller)
Lineage: Eukaryota; Metazoa; Chordata; Aves; Leptosomiformes; Leptosomidae
Source: RefSeq, a predicted model, not a curated record
GCAAAGUAAUAGUUCUAUCAUUCGAUCAAAUUCCCCAACAACAACAUCUCAGAUUAUGGCCAGAAAGAAAAGAAGAGGGAUUAUAGAGAAAAGGCGCCGUGAUCGUAUAAAUAACAGUUUAUCAGAGCUGAGGCGGCUUGUGCCAACUGCUUUUGAAAAACAAGGAUCUGCCAAAUUAGAAAAAGCGGAAAUACUACAAAUGACAGUGGAUCAUCUGAAGAUGCUGCAGGCAACGGGAGGUAAAGGUUAUUUUGACGCUCAUUCUUUGGCCAUGGAUUUCAUGAGCAUUGGCUUCCGGGAGUGCUUGACAGAAGUCGCGAGGUACCUGACUUCGGUGGAAGGUCUCGACACGUCUGACCCGCUGCGUGUUAGACUCGUGUCUCACCUGAGCACCUGCGCCUCUCAGAGGGAAGCGGCCGCCAUGACCUCCUCCAUGGCCCACCACCACCACCACCCCUUGCACCCCCACCACUGGGCAGCCGCCUUUCACCACCUCCCGGCCGCUCUGCUGCAGCCCAACGGACUCCAUGCCUCCGACGCUGCCCCGUGCAGACUCUCCUCGGACAUGCCCCCCCACGGCUCCGCCCUGCUCACAGCCACCUUUGCCCACGCCGAUGCCGCCCUCAGAGUCCCCUCCGCUGGCACCGUCGCUCCCUGUGUCCCUCCUCUCUCUACCUCCCUCUUGUCCCUCUCGGCUACCGUUCAUGCCGCAGCGGCGGCAAUCACCCCUCCGUUGGCCGUAUCAGCCACCGCCAGCCCUCAGCAGGCUGGCAGUGGGGGCACCACUAAACCAUACCGACCAUGGGGGACUGAAGUUGGAGCCUUUUAA